AUGAAGAAAUUGUUGCAAAAGAAAUUUUUACCUACUCAUUAUAGGCAGGAGGCAUUUAUUGAGUAUCACAACAUUAAGCAGCGAGAUUUAACGGUCGAGCAGUAUACCGAGGAGUUUGAUCAUUUGCGGAUGCGUUGUGAUGUGGCUGAGGAAGACGAGCAAACAAUUGCUCGAUAUUUGGCAGGCUUGCGGUAUGAAAUUUCUGAUGUUGUCCAAUUACAGCAAUAUUGGACCUAUGAGGAUGUGUGCAGGUUGGCCUUGAAGGUGGAAGGUCAGUGUAAAAGGAAGAACGUGAAUUCCAAAUUUCAGAAUCGUUGGUCAGGCAAAGAAUCCCGAGGAAAAGCGGGAACAUCUGCAGCAAAUUCGACACCAGUCACAGUUAAGGAUGUGAGUUCUAAACCUACAUCCAAGGAGGGGCAGAGUAGUGCUGGAACUAGCAUGGGAGGAACUGCAAUCAAGCGGUGUUUCAAGUGUCCAGUUUAUGAUGAAUCUGAAGGCGAAGAAGAGGAUGCGGAUGUAGAACAGGAAGGGAUUAUCUAUGCUGAUUCUGGUCCUUCAGAUUUGAGAAAGGAAGUGAAGAAUAAUCUGCUGUCCAGGUCAGAAUUUCAAGAAGAGGCAGUGAACGCGUCUGGGCUUUUUGCCAUUGUAGUGAUGGAGCGGAAUUAUGACAGUCCCGAAAUUCCUACCCAAAUUAUGCCCUUGCUUGAGGAGUUUGCUGAUGUCGUACCGGAAGAGAUGCCACCUGGGUUGCCGCCCAUGAGAGACAUUCAGUAUUGUAUUGACUUUAUUCCGGGAGCUGUUAUUCUUCAUAAGGCAGCUUACAGAAUGAGUCCUAAGGAACAUGAGGAACUGCAGAGACAAGUGCAGGAGCUGUUAGAGAAAGGCGCAAUUCGAGAGAGCAUGAGUCCCUGUGUAGUGCCGGCCUUACUGGUUCCUAAGAAAGAUGGGUCGUGGAGGAUGUGCAUAGAUAGCAGAGCUGUUAACAAAAUUACAAUCAAGUAUCGAUUCCCUAUUCCACGAUUUGAUGAUUUGAUUGAUCAGUUACAUGGGGCGGUUAUCUUUUCGAAGAUAGACUUGAGGAGUGGUUAUCAUCAGAUUAGGAUGCGACCUGGAGAUGAGUGGAAGACGGCGUUUAAGAUUAGAGAUGGUCUGUAUGAGUAG
This is a messenger RNA of Syzygium oleosum, 1161 nucleotides long. RefSeq lists its product as uncharacterized. Bases 1 to 1161 code for a protein of 386 amino acids. The transcript has 3 exons. The record is from RefSeq and is a predicted model, not a curated record. NCBI's taxonomy places the organism in Eukaryota, Viridiplantae, Streptophyta, Magnoliopsida, Myrtales, Myrtaceae.